CUCUUCUCACAUCAUCUACUUUUACUUGCCGGCAAAGUAACAGACUCGUUCAGCAUCAUGUCCGAAAAGAAGAUGCAAUAUGUCAAACUAGGCAACAGCGGUCUCAAGGUGUCUAAGAUUAUCCUCGGAUGCAUGUCUUACGGGACUCCCGAAUGGGCCGAUUGGGUCCUUGCUGAGAAAGAAGGCAUUGAACACAUCAAAUACGCCUACUCCCGUGGGGUCAACACUUUUGACACAGCUAAUGUCUACUCCGGAGGAGAGAGCGAGGUUGUUCUCGGUAAAGCACUUAAGGAAAUCGGAUGCCCCCGUGAAUCCAUAGUGGUUCUCACCAAGGUGUUCAAUCCCGUAUUCAGAGGGAAACAGACGGACAUGCCCAAGCAGUUGGACCAGAAUGGUUUUGUCAACCAACAUGGUUUGUCUCGCAAGCACAUCUUCGAAUCUGUCAAGCUCAGUCUCGAACGUCUUCAGCUCGACUACGUCGACGUUUUGCAGUGUCAUCGAUUCGACCCGGAAACUCCUAUCUCGGAGACCAUGCAAGCUCUUCACGACAUUGUUCAAGCUGGUUAUGUGAGGUAUAUCGGGAUGUCGAGUUGCUGGGCCUACCAGUUCCAAGCUAUGCAAAACUAUGCAAUCAACAAGAACCUCACUCCGUUCAUUUCCAUGCAGAACUUCCACAAUGCUGCGUAUAGGGAAGAAGAACGUGAAAUGAUGCCUACUCUCAAGAUGAUGGGAGUAGGUUGUAUCCCUUGGUCUCCUCUUCACAGGGGUUAUCUAACUCGUCCAUGGACUUCUCAAGCUACUGUCCGUGUGGAAAGUGACGUAGGAUACAAAUCUCGUGGGUUGCACCAACCUGACGAACCGACCAAAGCGAUCAACGAAAGGGUAGAAGAGGUCGCCAAGAAAAAAGGAGUCCCAAUGGCUCAAGUAGCUCUAGCAUGGAGUUUGGCAUGUGAUUUCGUAACUGCUCCCAUUGUUGGUUCGACGAGUUUGGAGAGAUUGGAGGAAUUGAUCGAUGGAAUUCACGUCACCCUUACACCUGAGGAAAAGAAAUUCAUCGAUGAACCUUAUGCUCCUCGUGCUAUUACUGGUCACACCUAGACAAGCGAGAUCGAUCUGUGUGGUAAGAAUAUGAGAGGAAGAAUAGUGAUCUCAGUGUUUAGAAUAACAAUGUUAAACUGUCUGUGCUG
This is a messenger RNA of Tremella mesenterica DSM 1558, 1187 nucleotides long. RefSeq lists its product as uncharacterized. Bases 58 to 1098 code for a protein of 346 amino acids. The transcript has 16 exons. The record is from RefSeq and is a predicted model, not a curated record. Lineage: Eukaryota; Fungi; Basidiomycota; Tremellomycetes; Tremellales; Tremellaceae.